This is a messenger RNA of Arvicola amphibius (Eurasian water vole), 330 nucleotides long. RefSeq names its product zinc finger protein 431-like. Gene Ontology annotation, biological process: regulation of DNA-templated transcription. The transcript has 4 exons. Lineage: Eukaryota; Metazoa; Chordata; Mammalia; Rodentia; Cricetidae. The coding region runs from base 1 to 330 and encodes 109 amino acids. The record is from RefSeq and is a predicted model, not a curated record.
AUGCAGAAAGGGAGAGACAGGACAGUGGCUAAGAACUUUCCUACUUCAACAGUAGUUGAGAUUAGCAUUGUGGAACCAGGUGGCUCAGCACAUACUCAUUUUGGAGGUGACCUGAGUUCAGAUUCCUACACUUAUGUUAAUGCAUUGACCUAUGAUGACGUGCAUGUCGACUUCACUUGGGAAGAAUGGACUUUGCUGAAUCCUUCCCAGAAGAGUCUCUACAAAGAUGUGAUGCUGGAGACCUACAGAAACCUCACUACUAUAGGAUAUAAUUGGGAAGACCAUAAUAUUGAAGAACAUUGUCAAAGUUCUAGAAGACAUGACAGGUAA